Molecule: messenger RNA, 720 nt
Organism: Malania oleifera
Lineage: Eukaryota; Viridiplantae; Streptophyta; Magnoliopsida; Santalales; Ximeniaceae
Exons: 3
Coding region: 1-720 (239 amino acids)
Molecular function (GO): nucleic acid binding; RNA-DNA hybrid ribonuclease activity
Source: RefSeq, a predicted model, not a curated record
AUGGCCUUGAAAGGGAAGAUGGAGGCUAAAGAAGCUCUAACGGUGGAAGACCUAGAAGCAGCAGACAUGCCCGGCAUCGACCCUGCUGUGAUAGAGCACAGGUUGCAGGUCAACCCCAACCACCGACCUAUGAAACAGAAAAAAAGGAGCUUUGCGAUGGAGCGGAUCAAAAUAAUUAACGAAGAGGUGACGAAACUGUUGCAGGCCAACUUCAUCCGAGAAGUGGACUACCCCGAGUGGCUGAGCAAUAUGGUCCUGGUCAGGAAGCCCAAUGGAAAAUGGCGCACCUGCAUAGACUUCACGGACUUGAAUAAAGCGUGCCCAAAGGACAGCUUUCCUCUCCCUCGAAUUGAUCAGCUACGACCGGAGAGUUCGGGAAGGAUGACGAGGUGGUCAAUAGAAUUAAGUGAAUUCGACAUACAGUAUCAACCGAGGCCCGCAGUCAAGGCUCAGGUACUCGCGGAUUUUACAGCAGAAAGGCUCCCCGAGUCAUCCACCAAGUCGGAGGAGUGGACAUUGCACGUUGAUGGGUCCUCUAAUGCUUCUGGAGGGGGAGCCGGAUUCAUCGUUUCUGACCUAGAGGGCAAUGAAACUCUCUUCGCCAUAAAACUGGAGUUCAUAGCAACCAACAACGAGGCGGAGUACGAAGCCCUGUUAGCCGGCCUGCGCCUGGCGGAAGCAUUAGGGGUGGCACAGAUCAAAGUACUGAGUGAUUCCUAG